This is a messenger RNA of Conger conger (European conger), 4996 nucleotides long. RefSeq names its product AP-4 complex accessory subunit RUSC1-like. Gene Ontology annotation, cellular component: cytoplasmic vesicle. The record is from RefSeq and is a predicted model, not a curated record. Lineage: Eukaryota; Metazoa; Chordata; Actinopteri; Anguilliformes; Congridae. The transcript has 9 exons. Bases 187 to 2784 code for a protein of 865 amino acids. Gene Ontology annotation, molecular function: protein binding.
CUUCUGGUCCUGGCCGGGCUGACCCAGGCCGAGCUGCUCAAACUGAGCCCGGAGCUGGGGGUGUGUGUGACGGGGGUACUGGAUGACGGAGAGGAUGAGGAGCUGUCUGAGAGUGUGACUGCACCGGAACGGGUCCACGGUCAAAGGGAAAGGGAGGGAAAAGAAGCUAGUGAAGGGGCAGAGAUAAUGGAGGAUGAGUGGAGCGAGGGAGACAGCGAACAGACACUCGGAUUGGGAAGGGAGACAGUGACUGGAAAAGUUGUGCAAGGACGGUACUUGGAGGGAAAAAUAGAUGAGAACAGGGAAGCCUAUAGGACGACCUCAUUUACUGAGAUGGCAAGAAGACGCAAGCGAAAUGGCAGCAACAAUAACUCCACUUGUAACUGUGGACAUGGCUUGGAUGUCAAACCAAACCCUGAGUCUUACUUUAGUACGGCCCACAGCAAUACAGUUAACUCUGUCUCCUGCUCCAACAACAAUUAUGAGUACCCGUCAUUGGCUGAGCCUGCCCCUCCUCCUCCCCCUCCCCGACCUUUACCACCCUGUCCUCCAACAGUGUCCUUGUCCCCCCAGAAACCACCUCUAACACUAUGUACCCUCCCCGCCAAUGCGUCUCAACCCGAUCGUUUUGACUGGCUCAUAGCCUUCUCCCCGGAAACAGAAGCCCCCCCCUUCCAAAUGGAGAAAUCAAGGGAAGGCAGUCCGCAGAAGUCAACAUCAGGGUCAAGGGUCACCACCUUUAAAGAGCUGCGCUACCGAAGCAGGCAGAACCCUCAACCUGCUGUGGUCAAACUGGAACCAGAACCAGACCCAACAGUUAUCACUCCUGAUCCAGACUUCUUGUACAACCUAAAAUGGAGGCAAGAGAAGACGGACGGGGACGGCAUCCAAUGGGAAUACACUCCUCAAGCCCAUUCCACUUUUCUUCAACCACAACCUACCAGAUCAUUAUCCAUCUUUAAAGAAAUGCUGAAACUCGCAGAGAGGGGCGGCCUGCCAGAUCCUUGCCCCUCGCAGCGCAUUGGCUGCUCCACCAGUGAGGGUAACCUUUGGACAGCAGGAGUCGAGAGAGAGGGGAGGGAAGUGGAGGAGGAAGAGGGGGAGGUGAGAGGAACAGCAGAUGGAGGAAGGAACUGGGAAUCAAGGACAACAGCAGUGCGUAGUGUGUCAUUCGCCGGCUCAAUUCAAGGCGAGGCCUGGAUGGCCGGUGAUGUGAAGGGUCCUCUUGGAGGUCAAGGGCUGUCCUCUUUAUGCCUGAAUGAAAAAAGAGCUCUCCUCAGUGCAGUCAGCGUAGCGGUGGAGGCCAUUUUGUCCCAGUUCAGCACGUCUCGAACCCUCGUUCAGAAGGCCCAGUCAGGAGACAGCAGCUUUAACCCCUCUCUGGGAAGGCUGGUGCUGCAGUGCCUGUGUCCAGCUCUCUACGGCCUGCUGUCUGACGGCCUCAAGCCCCACCAGAGUGACCUCAUUGCGGGGAGGAGACCAAAUUCACCCUGGGGUUUGGUACAGGCCUCCACACGUCCAGGUCCCCGGACCCAGGCCCUGUUCAGCCUGCAGUGUCGAGUGGUGGAGCUGCCUCAGCUGCGGCAGAGCAGACACAGGUUCAACGCCUUCCUGCUCGGCCUGCUCAAUAUGAAACUCCUGGACUACUGGCUGUCUCAUCUGCAGUCUUGUGAUGAUGUCCUGACGACGUACUAUCGUCCCACUUCCUUCAUGCGGCUGUCCUACACUUCUUGUCAGCCUCUGUUUGAGGAGCUCCUCCUCCUGCUGCAGCCCUUGUCCCUCUUGACCUUCAGCCUUGACUUACUUUUCCAGCACCACCACCUUGACCCCACCUCCCCUGGCCUCUCCACAGCCAAUCACAGCCCAGAAACCCCCAGCCCAGCCAAUCAUGAGAUUUGUUUCAGGGCCCCGCCCAAGGGUAGCAGCCAUCCCCUUGAGAGUGUGUCAGAGCAGGACUUUAGGGAUUUGGAACCAGCUGAGGGCACUCGGUAUACGACUCUCACAGAAGCAGCCAGUCACUUUGCUCGUGAGGUAGAAGGGUUAGCCAAUGACAGUCCUUCCCCAAGAACAGUGUUCAAUAAGGAAGAGACCAGCCCACAGCUUCUGUGGCUACAGGAGAAAGAAAUAGUGCCCCCUAGUGUUAGUAACUUCUCUCAGCAAGCUGGCCAGGCUAUACAGCAGGGCUGGGGGGUAGUGUGGCGCUGGGGUGAACGUCUGGGGCAGAACUUGGGCAAUUAUUACACAAAUGGGGCACUCACGUCUGAGGUGGAAAAGCCUUCUCUUCGACCACAGGAUUUGUGGUCAGGCACUUCAACCUCAAACACCCUGACCCAACCCAACCUCAUCAGUCCUCAGACUCAGAAGGACCCUCCAUCUGAAAGCAGUCCCUCAGUGCCCUGGGGCCUGGGCAGACUGUUUGGGGCCUCCAGGGGACAGAGGAGCCCACAGUCACACACAGCCACUAGGCGCCCAUCCCAUUGGCUGGCCCCUGGAGUUUCAGCUCUGACCCGCAUAGUAAGCCCCACCCAACACCCAGUGCCUAAAGAGGGCCGGGGAGAGGAGGAACCCAAGGGUCUGAGUGAGACAGAGGAAACAGGAGAGAGACCAAGACAACUGAGGUCAGUGCGAACCCUCUGUGACCACGCGGGCACAGGGGAGGAGCUGAGCUUCGAGAAAGGGGAGGAACUCACGGUGCUAGAAGGUGUGGACAGCGAUUGGGUUCGUUGUCGUCGGGGCGACAAGGAGGGGCUCGUUCCCAUUGGCUACACCUCCCUGAUUAUGUGACUCCAGCAGCGCUGACUGGAUGAUAAGAUCAGGGCGGGCCAUAGUUUUGAAAUAACCUGAGACAUGGCUUUUUCGCUCUGGUCCUGGAGCCUUUCAGUGCACGCAGGAUUUUGUCACAGCCAGGCACUUUAUCAACCGAUUAAGCUGAAUGAAGUCCUCGUUAAGGAAUACAGCACCUCCCCUAGUUCAGAGCGUGUUAGUGAUUUCAUUCAAAACAGCCGGAAAGCCCAAUAUUUGUAUAGCCCUCCAGGACCAGAGAUGAUUAGCCUUGACGGGAAAUAACCAUAAAGUCGACAAAAAGGAAUAUAGUAAUUUAGUGAUUAGUGGCUGUGUUCAAUGUCCAUUUCUCCUCUCUUACCAGGUUUGUGUUGCAAUGUUUCUGCUACUAUUAGUGUUCACUUGAAAACCAUAUAAAACUGAAUGUAUAAAUAUACAUAAAUAGGAUUAUAUAUAUUUAAAUAUAUAUUGAAAUUGCAUAGGUGGAUGGACAGAUAGGCCGAGAUAGGAAUCUAGAUUAUAGCGAGAAAAAAUACUUCUGAGUUGAUGAGUUUCAAUGAACUUAAUACUGUCAUUGUACUCUCAAUAUCAAUUUUAGAACAAUAUAGCACUUACACACGUAAUUUGCAAUCCUCCUUAAAUUUUCAACUCACUAUGAUUUGCUUUGAAGUGUACUGAAUUGACUGAGCGUGCAUUGUGUCAAUUGCGCAAGUAUCCAAAGGCUUUUAAGUGUUUACAAUAUACUGUAAUAAGCUAUUACAAGGAUUAAAAUAUAGCACUGUUAAAUAGGUUCAGCUUAUAUUUGCACACAAUAUACAAUAACACUAAUGCACACAGUUAAAGCAAUUCAAUAUCUAAUACAACAAAGUAAUACGGAAGUUUUAUUUAUGUACUGGAGUGUCCUCAUCCAACAAAAUAGGAGAAAUAAACAAAAAAAACAGUAUAUUGUUGUGAAAAUCUUGAACAUUUUCACAGAGCUUUCUAUGAAUUGAAAAUCAACUAGGCUUAUGAAGACUACAUAACAGGAUUAGCAUUUUUAGAACACAGCUGUGCUACAGUAACUGCCUUGAAUAGACACCAGUUAUGGUGAAGGCACAUUCGAACACACAGCUAUUUUUAAUGAAAAAUAUAAUCCUUGUUUAUUCCAGGUCCCCAGUUUAUGCAGUUAAGUAAUCAUAUAAAAAUAUUCAGAUCAUUAUUAUGACCAUUAUCAAAGUAGUUGUAGUAGCAGUAGUAAUAGGUAUAGCAGUAUUACAAAUUGUAUGAUGUCAUUAUGUUGAUUAUUGUGAUUAUGUUGAAUAUCUUUUUUUUUUAUAUUUUAGUUUUUUAAUAUAAAGUACAUUUUAAAUAACUAUGCAUAUACUGUAUGCUCUACACUUGUCCCAAAGUCUGGGAAGUUGCAAAUAGAGAGUGGGGAAGAUUGAGGUCAGCCAUCAGGAUCCAGGAAGCUGCAUAAGAUUUGAGAUAAGAGCAGCCCUAUUUUACCAGCUCUUGUGCCAAUGGGUCCUUUACGGUGAAGCACUGAAUUACACACGCGUUCACCUUAAGUGAACCGCGGUGGAGGUGUGAAAGCCUGGGAUUUAGCAGGGAGUCUCACAGUAGAUGUCAUAUCGUACCUUACUGCAGUGCAGUCCGCCGCUUCAAUCAUUGUGUAACGGGAGCCUCAGAACAAGCAAACGCACUUGUUUCUCAGGUGAGCUGAGAGAAUGGAUGCCGGAUGAGUGUGCACAUGAAAACGUGAAGCGACAGGCGUGACGUUGCCACUGCUUGCUUCCCAGCGCACCCUACGGCCUGAAGCUCCUGGAGGGAAACACUAACUAACAAACGCAAAACUCAGGAAUGUCAUAUUUCUGAAAGGCGAUGAUAGCGAGCAGAAAGUUAACAUCAGUAUGAUCUACUUCUAUUUUUGCACUUAUGGUUGAUUUGUUUAUAUGGCCAUCAAAUUGUUUCUGUUAUGGGUUCAGUUGUUAAUGUUUUGUGUUAAUUUAUUGAUUCGGGAUGUGUAGAAGGGAAUAUAGCUGUUAUCUAUCCCUGCUUGCCCUUUCUCUCUAUCUCUCCCUACCUAUCCAUCUGGAGGUGUAUGUGUAGAAGUGGGUUGUGUAGCUCUGUGUUUAGCCUCUCUAAUGUACUGUACUCCUGCAAUGGUGUCAGUCAGUGUCAUUCUGCCCCUGCAUGUGCUUGUCUGUAAAUAUCCAAUAAAGUAAAUAUCCCCUAA